AUGUCAAUUGCACCAAUUGAUAGCAUGGCUUCAUUGAGUAGUGAUCUCUUCUAUGACAUAUUACGACGACUUGAUGGCUCUGCAUUAGCUAGUUUAGCUUGUACGUGUGCAGCAUUUUGUUCCAUCUCAAAAGAAGAGAGUUUAUGGGAAGAUGUAUGCGCAUCCGUGUGGCCUUCAACCAAUAGGGAGGAUGUCAAAAGUUUAAUCUCCUCUAUCGGUGGUUUCAGAAAAUUCUAUGCCGAUUGUUUUCCUCUUAUCAUAAACAAGGAGGUCGGAGAGUAUCAUUGGAACAACUACCUUGAGUAUCUUGAUGAUUGGACCGAAGCCGAAUACUACGGGGAUACAAAUGAAUUUGAAAGCAUCACCCCGUCGGAUUUUGUUUCCAUUGUAGACAUUAGGUUUAAAGGGAAACCAAUCUGCUCCAAAGUUCUAUCCGGAAUUCCAAAUGCAAACGAUAACGCUGGUUGGUUCUACAACUGUCCUUUUCGUAUUGAUCUCCUCACUUACGCUGAUAGAGAUGAUAACAAUGACGGGGAGGUAACUCUUUCCGUAACCGACGGUCUCCCACCAAUUACAUCGAUGGAAAGAGAAAGGAAAGACGGGAAACUAUGGCACGAGCUUCGUGACGGUCUCCUUCUUAGUUGGAUAUUAGUAAACAAGAAAAUAAAGCAAGCUGCUAAUCUUGCUAGCUGGAGUCCUCUAGACGGUCAAAGACAUUGGCCGACGGAUAAAGACUUUGUCAUCCGAUUUGGAUCGGUUCUACCUGCGAAAGACAUUCUACCUUCUCAAGUAGUGCAAUGUAUCCUUGUUAUGAAGUUUAGAGUGGUACACAUUGAAGAAGAAGGGUUUGAAACUAGUCUCAAGUUAACAGAACUUAGCAUGCAGUUGGAAGAUAUGGAAGGUUCCCAUGUUAAUGGAAAAAACAGUUUGCAUAUUCUUAAGGAAGCACUUAGUUGCAGAAGGAGCAAAAAUUAUAGUGAAGCUAUUGAAUCUUGUCAUAUGUAUUCAAAAGUGCAAAAUGAGUUAAAAGAGGAGAAGAUGAGAAGUGAAAAUAGGUUGGAUACAUUUUGUAUUGUAACUGGGAUUGCUGCUUUUAUGACAUUCUGGUACUAUGUUUUGUGA
Molecule: messenger RNA, 1122 nt
Organism: Vicia faba (fava bean)
Lineage: Eukaryota; Viridiplantae; Streptophyta; Magnoliopsida; Fabales; Fabaceae
Source: the annotation of a GenBank genome assembly